AGCUUCUUCGUCACACGCUGCCUAAACCCCUAAUUGGUGGGUUCCAUCUGUGCGCAGAGCAAAACCAAAAACAUGGCGUGGCGCUGCGGAUCUCUCUCUCGGUCGGUGCUCUCGGCCGCGAGAACCAUUCCAACUCGUUCCUCCAUUUCUCCACUCUCGCCUUCCCUUCGCUCUCAUCUUCUCCACUCUCGCCGCCCCCUCAAUACACUCCCUAGGACUGUGGGAAUUCUCGUGUGCACGCAUUCGCUGAUGCCUCUGCACAGCGCUGACGCCUCCGCUCGUCUCACUUCUCACAUUUCCGUCGAAUCGCGCGCUUGCUGCGAAUUGUCUCAGGCAGGUACUUGAAUAGACUUUACAAUCAGCAUCAGUUGUGAUUACGUUUGGCAUGAUGUGAAAAUGGUGGCUAAUGCUUUGUAGCAGGAGGCUUGUGGAGGUUUGGUAGUGCAUUUGAGAAAGAUAAAUAUUAUAAGCAGUUGUGAUUAUAAGUGUUUUUAUCUUUUUUAUAAAAGAUAAACAAGUAUAUCUAUUCUUCUUCUGUUAGAAUCUUUUCAGGCUAAUUGAACGUCAUCAACAUUGUUUUUCUUUGUAUCAGAUAAUAAUAGCAGUGUUCAAGACUUAAAGUUAUGUUGAAAUUAAGUGUUGUAUAGGUGUUAGCUGGUAGCAUGGAUGCUCUUUUGUUCAAGUAGUUUAAUUGCACUGGUUUUGUUUUGUUCUUGCAUAAAAUUAGACUGUUUUAUAA
This is a messenger RNA of Glycine soja, 739 nucleotides long. RefSeq lists its product as uncharacterized. The record is from RefSeq and is a predicted model, not a curated record. The transcript has 3 exons. The coding region runs from base 73 to 345 and encodes 90 amino acids. Lineage: Eukaryota; Viridiplantae; Streptophyta; Magnoliopsida; Fabales; Fabaceae.